Molecule: messenger RNA, 477 nt
Organism: Tripterygium wilfordii
Lineage: Eukaryota; Viridiplantae; Streptophyta; Magnoliopsida; Celastrales; Celastraceae
Product: gibberellin 2-beta-dioxygenase 7-like
Exons: 1
Coding region: 1-477 (158 amino acids)
Source: RefSeq, a predicted model, not a curated record
AUGGAAAUCGAUCCCCCGCUCUGCGAGACCUUCGAUAAACUCGUCCGAACCUCUCCCAUCAAAACCCUAGAUCAUGAUCAAAAUCUCUUGAUUGAUAAGGUUGAUGAAUUUGAGCUUCCUGUAAUUGAUCUUAGCCAUUUGAAUCUUGGGCCCCAAGAAAAAGAAAAAUGUGUGGAAGACAUGGUUGAUGCUGCAACCAAAUGGGGUUUCUUUCAAAUUGUCAACCAUGGAAUCCCUCAAGAGAUGUUAGAGACUGUGAAGGAUGAAGAGAAGAAGGUUUUCCAUCAAGACUUUGCCAAGAAGGCUGAUGAGAAGUUCUUGAAUUUAUCGGCUAAUAGCUAUCGAUGGGGAAACCCGGCCACUACCUUGGUGAGCAGGUUCUUAUGGCAUGAAUCUCUCCAUGUAUCUGUCUCAGAGAUUUCUAAGAUAAAGGGAAACGAUGGCCUCAGGUACUCAUCAAAAUUUUAUAUACGUUAA